Messenger RNA from Arabidopsis lyrata subsp. lyrata, 1541 nucleotides. RefSeq lists its product as uncharacterized. The record is from RefSeq and is a predicted model, not a curated record. The coding region runs from base 460 to 1263 and encodes 267 amino acids. The transcript has a single exon. Lineage: Eukaryota; Viridiplantae; Streptophyta; Magnoliopsida; Brassicales; Brassicaceae.
CUUUUGAAUAACCAAAUUUUGUGAGAUGAAAAAUCGGAAAGAUUCAUGAAUAAAUGAUCAAUGAUAUAUAUGAAGACUAGAGUACUAAUCUUUUGAUUUAGUAAUUAAUAUAGACACUUUGUGUGGUUAAAUAUUUAAGUAAGAUUGUGUUAUCUUUCUUGACAACAUAAUAAUAUGUCAUAUAUACACCCCCAUGAAAUAAUUAGAUCAUGAGAAAUUUGGCAAACACAAAACUUUGGCUGGUCAAAAAUCUACAAAUAUAUGCAUGUAUAGAAAGACAUACACCUAGAGAAUUCUAACCCGUAAAACAAAGUAGUUUCCACUUUAAGUUCUCGUAAAAGUAUUUGACCCCUCUAGAGGCCCUGUAUAUAUAUAUAUAUAUAUAUAUAUAUAUAUACGGGGACAAAAACUUAAUACUUUCAACAUCUUCAUUGUCUUUCUACUCUCUCCCUAAAAAACAUGGAAACUUUAAAAAACACCAAUCUCCAAAACCCUACUACUAAACUCCCAAAACCAUUUCAACAUCACCUAGAAGAAGAAAAAGAAGAAGCACUAUCUCUCCGAGAUCUUCCCCUCAAUGCCGAGAACCCUAAUCCCGCCGCCACCCCAACCACCACCGAAGACCACCGUGAACCGUCAACGGAACUUUUUGAGUUUCUUACGUCAACCUCCUACGACGUUUCUCCGGCAGAAAACAUAAUCUUUGGCGGCAAACUCAUCCCUUUAAACUACCAAAAUGCCCUCUUUUCACCUCCCGAACACAUAAGCCCUCGAAUUCGUGCACGGUCUGAGUCCUUAUCCGCCAUACAAGGCCAUAAGCUUAACCAUCCAGGUAGUUGUUCUGUGGCACGUCGUGACAAUGCGGGACCUAUGAGGACAAGCCGUUCUUUAGAUUACCGUAAGCUCUCACGUGGUCCAACCACCGUACAUUCUCCACUGGAAAACAUUUCACCGGCUAAAAACACGACGAAGGCUGAAACGGCGUCGUCGGGAAGUGGAAAAUGUGUAAGGCCAAGAUGGUAUGUGUUCAUGUUUGGAAUGGUUAAGUUCCCUCCGGAGAUCGAACUCAAGGAUAUCAAGAGCCGCCAGGUUCGCCGGAAUAUUCCACCGGUUAUGUUUCCAUCUCCUUCUAACCGGAGAUCUCGGAGAUCUCGAUCACCGUCACCGUCACCUUCACCUUCUUGGAGGUUUCUCAACGCUUUAAGUUGCAAGAAGCCCACAAGCGUGGCUGCUACGGCGCCGUUUUGGAUUUCCCAUCCAUAAAUUACUAUAUUAUCCCUAUGAACAUUGUGUGCGGUACUUGCUUUGCUGUUGUUUAAAAAGGAUAGGAACGUCAUUUAGUAUAAGAAAUAUCGAUAUUGUUUAAUUUAUUUUGUGAAAGAAUGUCGAUAUUGUAAUUUAUUUGGUGAAUCGAUAAUAGUUUGGACCAUAAUAUAUCUUAUUCACACUUUUUUUCUUUUUCUUUGAUUUUUUCGUUAUUCUGUAUUUUGUAUUUCAGCUCAUUUGUUAGAAUAUUUCAAUAUAUAUUUUAAUAUAAUCGU